Molecule: messenger RNA, 612 nt
Organism: Enhydra lutris kenyoni (northern sea otter)
Lineage: Eukaryota; Metazoa; Chordata; Mammalia; Carnivora; Mustelidae
Product: heparan sulfate glucosamine 3-O-sulfotransferase 2-like
Molecular function (GO): [heparan sulfate]-glucosamine 3-sulfotransferase activity
Source: RefSeq, a predicted model, not a curated record
AUGGCGUUCACAGCCCUGCUUUGGCCCCCUGAAUGCAGGUGGAGCUCGGAUGUCACCGAGGAGGGGGGGCCUCCCUGGGGGGCUGGGAGCCUCAUGCCGCGGACGCUGGAGAGCCAGAUCACACUGGAGAAGACACCCAGCUACUUCGUCACGCAGGAGGCCCCCCGGCGCAUCUUCAACAUGUCCCGGGACACCAAGCUGAUCGUGGUCGUGCGGAACCCGGUGACCCGGGCCAUCUCGGACUACACACAGACGCUCUCCAAGAAGCCAGACAUCCCCACCUUCGAGGGCCUGUCCUUCCGCAACCGCACGCUGGGCCAGGUGGAUGUGUCGUGGAGCGCCAUCCGCAUAGGCAUGUAUGCGCUGCACCUGGAGAGCUGGCUGCGGUACUUCCCUCUGGCUCAGAUCCAUUUCGUCAGCGGCGAGCGGCUCAUCACCGACCCGGCGGGCGAGCUGGGCCGCGUCCAGGACUUCCUGGGCAUCAAGAGGUUCAUCACGGACAAGCACUUCUACUUCAACAAGACCAAAGGAUUCCCUUGCUAGAAAAACAGAAUCGAGCCUCCUGCCUCGGUGCCUGGGCAAAUCGAAAGGCAGAACUCAUGUACAGAUUGA